Manis pentadactyla (Chinese pangolin) is the source of this 6136-nucleotide messenger RNA. RefSeq names its product pellino E3 ubiquitin protein ligase 1 (gene PELI1). Gene Ontology annotation, biological process: protein K48-linked ubiquitination; regulation of Toll signaling pathway. The record is from RefSeq and is a predicted model, not a curated record. The transcript is spliced from 7 exons. Bases 2987 to 4243 code for a protein of 418 amino acids. NCBI's taxonomy places the organism in Eukaryota, Metazoa, Chordata, Mammalia, Pholidota, Manidae. Gene Ontology annotation, molecular function: ubiquitin protein ligase activity; protein binding.
UGGGCCUACUGUUUUUUCAUGGAAUCUGGGGUAUAUUAAAGUGUCUACAUUUAUGUUCCACUACAAAAGGUUGGUCUGACAGUAAGUUUUAGUCAUUUUCACAAUUUAUUUCUAUCUAAAAAUUUCCCCAUUUCACAUUUUGUUCUGAAUGUCUUAGUUUCUUUCUUCCUCCUACACAAUGCUGAAGGCAAGUGUAAAGCAAGAGUUGCAAAGUAACAGAGAAUUGGAGAAUCCUGGCUUCUUUUCAAAACAAAAUAAACCUUUAUUAUAAGAUUGUUUUUUAUUGAUACCCAAAAAAGGGCUUUUGGCAAGUGUUCAGUAAAUGUGUGAAUAACCUAAUUGAUUUAGCUGGAAUGAAUAGGAAGCUUUGCAAUUUGUCCUUGUAUUUGGCUCAGUAAACACACUGUGAUAGACUUGAUGGUCAAGGUUAAAAAUAAAAACUCACCAAACUUACAGAUCUAAAUAUUAGCAAAUCUGUGUCUCUCUGAGUUCCUUCAAAGAGAAAGUACAAUAUGUUAAUUGGAAUCUUGUUUAUUUCUACCAUAAAAAAUAAUCAUGUUAAUAUACAUAAGAUCCAAUGCUUCAGUAAUCAUUAAUGUUUGAAAAUAUUAAUAGAGGAGAUCCUUGAUAAGAAUUGUAACCUGUAUGAAAUUCAAAGAUAUGUGUAGAGAUUUAAACAUACUGUCGUAUACUCUAUAAUAAAGCUCCACAAAGGCAGGAGGCAUAAUUAGGACAAAUAAUUAAAAAUAACAGUAGAAACAAAUUAAGAACUUUUUAAAAACUCAUUAUUGUGUCACUAUUAUAUGAUUUGCAAUAGGAAAUCUCAGAAAAAUUCUAGGGGAAAAAGUGAUUUUUCCUGGUUUUAAUAUGGGAAUUAUAGAUUCAUUUAAUAUAGAAAUGUUUCUCAUUUAGUCUUUGUAUCUGUAACUCCUAGCACAGUACCUGACCCAUAGUAAUCACUCCAUGAAUGUUUACCGAACUAACUUCCAAUUUUAGAAAUUUCAGGAUGACAGUGUUAUUUUAGGGGGGUUUUAAAACCAUAUUCUCCCCACCCCAACCUUUAUAUCUCUCUUUUGAUACAGUUUCUCAGUUUUGAGUGUAAAGAAGACUUGUUGGUAUUUUUCAUCGAUCCAGCCUUAGCCUGAGCUGAAAUUACUUAAAAGGGAACUCAAUUUAGCAGCAUUCCUUCUUUUCAGGUAUCUGGAGUAUAAAAUAUAGAUUCUAAAUGACAUAAAUGGAAAGAGUCUGUUUUUAUCUGGUUGGAAGAACAUUAGUAAACUAAGAUGGAGAACCAGUUUGAAAAAAGAUCUAUUCCUGUUGAGUGGUCAUUCCCAACAGAUGUAGUUAGAGGGAAACUAAAAUCUGACUUUCAGAUGUUAACUGAGGCAACAACCUAUACUUUCCAAGUUAGAUCCAAUUUCAGGAACAAUAAAAUUGCAGUUGUUACAGUCAAGGUGUCAUAGGAACUAGAGCUUGAGAAAAAGUUAACAUUAAAUGAAUAUUUAUGCACAAGUCUUUGUAUGGACAGAUGUUUUUGUAUCUACUAGACAUAUACUUAGAAUGGCAUUCCUGGUUUGUAUGAUAACUUUGUGUUCAAUCCUCUAAGGAACUGCCAGACCAUUUUCCAAAAUGACUGAACUGUUUUACUUUCCUACCAGUAGCAAUUGAGGAUUCCAGCUUUUAUGCAUCCUUGCCAAUACUUGUCGUCUGUCUUUUUUAUUAUAGCCAUUUUAGUGGUUGUAAAGUAGUAUCUCAUUGUGGCUUUGAUUUACAUUUCCCUAAUGACAAAUGACAUGGGUAUUUUUCAUGUACUUGUUGGCCAUUUGUGUAUCUUCUUUGGAGAAAUGCGUAUUCAGAUCCUUUACCAAAUUUUAAUAUACCUGUAUCUAGGCAAAGAUGUAGAUAUAUCAGGUAUGUGAUUUGCUAAUAUGGUUUCCAAUUUUUAGUGUUUUAUCUAUGGCGGUAGUUUGGAUUAGCAAAGCCCACAAAGUGAGAGUGUGAACAGCCAGUUCAGGAAGGCAUGACCCAUGUGAUAAGCAAAAAGAAACAAAUCUUCAUGGUAUGCUUAUCACCAAACUAUUAUUGUCUAAUUUUCAGCUUUUUUAUGGUAUAAAAUUAUAACAAUGCACAGCAAAGAAUAGAGCUCAAGGUGAAUACUUGGCCAUCUCAUGUGAUGACAUUUACACAGUACAAGGUCCAAGUUACUUGUUGGGUAAUGGCUCUUUUCUUUAGUAUUGACUCCAAAACUAAUGAAACAAACUCUGUCAUAGAAGUCAAAAAGGUCUGUUAGCUAGCUCUUCUAUUUAGCCCUAUGACUUCAUCAAACAAGUUACCCUCUCUGGAAAUAGAAUUUCCUCAUCUAUAAAAUUAGGGAAUUGAAAGGAAAAUGGAUCAAGUUGAAUAGGAUAUUCUUUAAAGUUCUUUCCAGAUUAAAAAUGUGAUUAUGAUACAGUAAUACUGUGACUUUCUUCUUACUGCCCCUACCAAGGAAGAAUUAUGCCUUGUUGAAAAAUCUUUUCAAUGUCCCUCUUUCUCAGGAUUAGAAUUUGACAGAUUUGGCAAGUUAAAAACUGGUCCCAUGUAGAUAUUCAGUAAAUAUUUACUGUAGAAUAACCAAUGCCAUCUAUGAUAAUUUGCCAUACGGGUUAAGGGAACGUGACACAAGCGUCACCAGUGAGGUGGAACUAAAGGAUGAAACAGUUCACACACCUGCUGGGGGUGUGGCUAGAGGUAAAGAGACUGUGAGGAAUGAGUCCUUGAUUGCAUCCUUGGAAGUAUUCAGAGAUCAUUAGAGAAGGAGCAAGCUUUCAAAAGUCAGCUGUGUCUAAAGGUAAAAUCGAAACCUAGACUACAACUAAUAAGAAAAAAUACAGGACCAAAAGAAAAGAAGCAACUAAAAAGACCUAGAGAUUGUGAGGAAAUAAUGCAAAAGGUGUCCCAAGGCUCCUGAUCAGUGAACCAAGAUUUGAGAAAGACAGCCAAGCUCAUGUUUUCUCCUGAUCAAGAAAAUCAUCCAUCCAAAGCACCAGUAAAAUAUGGUGAACUCAUUGUCCUAGGGUAUAAUGGGUCUCUCCCAAAUGGCGAUAGAGGAAGGAGGAAAAGUAGGUUUGCUUUGUUUAAAAGACCUAAGGCAAAUGGGGUGAAGCCCAGCACUGUGCAUAUUGCUUGUACUCCUCAGGCUGCAAAGGCAAUAAGCAACAAGGACCAGCAUAGCAUAUCAUAUACCUUAUCUCGGGCACAGACAGUGGUGGUUGAAUACACUCAUGACAGCAACACUGAUAUGUUCCAGAUUGGUCGGUCAACUGAAAGUCCCAUUGACUUUGUAGUAACUGACACAGUUCCUGGAAGUCAAAGUAAUUCUGAUACACAGUCAGUGCAAAGCACUAUAUCAAGAUUUGCCUGUAGAAUCAUAUGUGAACGGAAUCCCCCCUUUACAGCACGGAUUUAUGCUGCAGGAUUUGACUCAUCAAAAAACAUCUUUCUUGGGGAGAAGGCUGCCAAAUGGAAGACAUCAGAUGGGCAGAUGGAUGGCUUGACCACUAAUGGUGUUCUUGUUAUGCAUCCACGCAAUGGGUUUACAGAAGACUCCAAGCCUGGAAUAUGGAGAGAAAUAUCAGUGUGUGGAAAUGUAUUCAGCCUACGUGAAACCAGAUCAGCUCAGCAGAGAGGAAAAAUGGUGGAAAUCGAGACCAAUCAGUUACAAGAUGGCUCAUUGAUUGACCUCUGUGGAGCAACAUUGCUGUGGCGUACUGCAGAAGGCCUGUCCCGCACUCCCACAGUGAAGCAUUUAGAAGCUUUGAGACAGGAAAUCAAUGCCGCGAGACCUCAGUGCCCUGUAGGGUUCAACACUCUAGCAUUUCCAAGUAUGAAGAGGAAAGAUGUUGUCGAUGAAAAACAACCAUGGGUCUAUCUAAACUGUGGCCACGUUCAUGGCUAUCAUAACUGGGGAAACAAAGAAGAACGUGAUGGAAAAGAUCGUGAAUGUCCUAUGUGUAGGUCUGUUGGUCCUUAUGUCCCUCUGUGGCUUGGAUGUGAAGCUGGAUUUUAUGUGGAUGCUGGCCCUCCAACCCAUGCGUUUAGCCCAUGUGGGCAUGUGUGUUCAGAAAAGACAACUGCCUACUGGUCCCAGAUCCCGCUUCCUCAUGGUACUCAUACUUUUCAUGCAGCGUGUCCCUUUUGUGCACAUCAAUUGGCUGGUGAACAAGGCUACAUCAGACUUAUUUUCCAAGGACCUCUAGACUAACAGACAGUUGUACUCCAAGACCACGUUAUAAAUUUAUAAGCUAAGUGAGUUGGGUUUUCCAACCUGUUGUCCACGUCACAGUUUCUCUGCUCUGGUCAUUUGCAUUAAGAUGAAGAAUUUUUUUAGACAUUUAUAAUAAAUAGUACAAUUUCUGAUCAAAAACCUGGGAAACUCAAACAAAGGAAUUUCUGAAAGUACCAGACUUCAGAAUUCCGAGUUUUGAAAAUAUAUUUUGAGGAAAAAAAGACAUAGUCUAAUUUGAUGCCUUCAUUGUAGUGUCUUUGAAUCACCCAUCCUCAGUGUUGAAAAAUGUUUUGUAUAACUGAGGGGACUGUUGGUUCAAACUAUGUUAGUUUACUGUUUGCUGCAAACAUUGUAAAAUACAGCAACAUGUAUAUUAACUUUUUUUUCUAUUUAUCUUUAUUAUAGAAAAUAUCUUAGAAUGUUCUUGGUAGAGUAGCAUGGUAAAUGAUGGUGUCACACUCUUGGUGUGAAUGGUAGUUUAGUGAGCAUAGCUCAAGGAUUUGCAAGGUUAGGAACAAGGACAAGAGAGCCUCUCUCCCAUCCCCAUCUAAAUAUGGAAUUUGGUAAAUUAAAAUACUUUGUAAAACCAAAUUCAUGUCAAUUACCAUUGUGUAAGAGGUGUUUGUUUUUAACCACAUUGAAGAUUAUCAGGAAAGAUUUUUUUCCUUAAUGUUUCUCUUAAGUAUAGUACUAUCACAAAAACUUAAUGCUAAGAAACAUUUUAUAUGCUCCUUUGAAUAUGCAAUUUAAUGUAGAUUAUCUAUUUUUCUCCCAUGAUAACUAAUCUGUUUUUAGUAUCAGCAACAUUUGGCAAGUUUGUUUUUUAGAUAUAAACUGUGGUUCAUCUGUUCACUGUUUUCUACAAAAAAAUUACUCCCAUGAGAAAAAGCAUAAAUUAACAAGAAAGGAGAGUGACUUGAUUUGCUUUAGAAAAAGAAAUGCUUAAUUAAUUAAUUAUUCUAUAUUUGGCCUUAUCCAGGCAUUAAGAAUACAGGUGAUUAAAGGGAUAACUGAAAAUAGUGCCCCCCUCCCCCCGCCAACCCUUUUUUUAACCUAGUAGAUAGGCCUUAACUAUGGGCUUGAAUCCUAAGGAGAGUUGCCACAGUGGGACCCAAGGAAAUGUUGGUUGGCACAUGAGCACAAGUGACAGCCAAGUGGGGGAAUGUACUUGCAUGGUCUGUUAAUUCUCUUAUUCCAGUAAGUUCUUAGCUUUCAGAAGCAAGAAAAUUGUUCUUCUUUCCCCAACCCCCACCCUCACUCUUUUUUCUUUUUUUGAUGCACCACAAGGAAAGUAUAGACAGUUGCACUACAUACAUCAAACCGUUUGUGACACUUGUAGAAAUCAAUACACUUUUAGAUUAGAAAGAAUAACUUUUUAAACUUUUGAUUUGUUUUCCUUUAGUUUAAAAAGUUGUAUGAUGCUUAAUUGACUAGCAAAUUUUUGUAUGUGGUAGCAUAGCUUUAAUUUAUCCUAUUACAGUGCUGUUCUGAAUUUUCUUUUGGCUUAGAAAAAAAACAAACCUUGUUGCUUAGAAGCCAUGAACUGUUUUAUUUUACUUCAACUUGUCAAAAUUUCCUUGUUUUUAAAAAUGAUCAUUUGGGUUCACUCAGGAAGUGCAUGUCAGGAAACUUGUAUUAUAAGUUUACCAGUUGUGAUGUAUCAGUAACUGCUGUUACCCUUUUUCAAAGAAAUAUAACUGAUUUUGAAGUUUUCUAGAUUGUCACAUGCCUUGUGACUAAUGCCAGGAAAUCAAGUCUUGUGUUGUAUUUGUUCUAGUCAUUUCUAUUCAAGCUAUAUAUUGUAGCUAAUUUUUAUUUGCAAUUAAUUUAUUCAAACUAAGUAAAUACUUUUCAAAAUAGAUACUAAAA